AUGUCUACAACCUCUAUUGAAAAAGAUAUUGUUCAUCAAGAAUCUGUAUCUUUAGGCAAUCUGGAAGCUCAGCAAGAACAAAAGAAAACUCUCUUUCCUGUUCCUCAAACAACAGAAUUAGCAGAAUUUCAAAAGACUUUAGUAGGUCCUGCUAUCGGUUUUGCUUCAUUCGGUCUUUGUUCGUUUAUCUUGGGUAUCUAUAAUGCUGGCAUUGUUACAAAUCUACCUCAAGUCGCUACGGGUGUAGCCAUCUCCUAUGGUGCACUUGGUCAAUACACUGCUGCUGUGAUUGAGAUUGUCCACAAAAACACCUUUUCUGCUGCUUCCUUCUUUACAUUUGCCAGUUUCUUUCUUGCAUUUGGCAUCAUGAUGAUCCCUGGCGCUGGUUUCUUGGGUCCUGCAGCUGCAGCUGGUGAACUGGAAAUGUGUUUAGGCUUGAUUGAGAUUGGCUAUUCAUUUGCUGCCUUCAUCUUCUUCUUGGGCACCUUCCGUCAACCCGUCUUGGUGCGCAUGAUUUUGGGCCUCUCUACCUUGUCAUUCUUCUUCUCUGCUAUUAGUGCCUUUACUGGCAUCCUUGUAUUAGCAAAGAUUGGUGGUUGGUGCUCGUUUACUUUGGCCCUUGUUGCUUGGUACGCUUUAGCCGCCAUGAUUUACAAUGAAACAAACACAUUCAUUCGAGUUCCUUUCUUCUAA
Molecule: messenger RNA, 693 nt
Organism: Mucor velutinosus
Lineage: Eukaryota; Fungi; Mucoromycota; Mucoromycetes; Mucorales; Mucoraceae
Product: PITH domain-containing protein
Exons: 1
Coding region: 1-693 (230 amino acids)
Cellular component (GO): plasma membrane
Molecular function (GO): acetate transmembrane transporter activity
Source: RefSeq, a predicted model, not a curated record